AAUAUGGUGUGUGGAGACUGUGAGAAGAAACUUACAAAAAUCGUCGGAGUUGAUCCUUACCGAAAUAAAAAAGUUAAUCGAAACGCUGAUGGAAGUGGCCCAAAAACAGUAACUACAAAAAAUCGUCUGAUUGGAGUUCAGAAAAAAGCGACUAUUGUGGGAGCCAAAUGCAAAUUGUGUAAAAUGCUGAUUCAUCAGCCUGGCAGUCACUAUUGUUCGACGUGUGCUUAUCAAAAAGGGAUCUGUGCAAUGUGCGGAAAGAAAAUUCAAAAUACGAAAGGUCUUCGUCAAAGCACAACAUAGCCUUCGAUUAUCUGUAUCCUUUCUCCACAAAUCUACUAAAUCUGAUCUCUGGUUUGUUACAUGAUUAUUUUUCCUCUGUAUAUUUUUUUGCUCAUACAUUCAGAAUAUAAUUCCAAAUCAUUUUCAUUCCAAAAACUAAUAAAUAUUCAAUUUCGUUU
Caenorhabditis elegans is the source of this 461-nucleotide messenger RNA. RefSeq names its product Cysteine-rich PDZ-binding protein (gene C36B1.14). Lineage: Eukaryota; Metazoa; Nematoda; Chromadorea; Rhabditida; Rhabditidae. The transcript is spliced from 3 exons. The record is from RefSeq and is marked reviewed. Gene Ontology annotation, cellular component: cytoplasm. Bases 4 to 303 code for a protein of 99 amino acids.